CCAACCCAAGGUCCUCCCCAAGUCUCAUUAACGCCGAUAAACAAAAAACACACUCUCAAGAGAGAGAGAGAGAGAAAAAGAGAGAUACACUUUUUUGCGUUUUGAUUUUGUUACGCUUUUCUUCUACUGUUGAACUCAACAUUUAAAUGUUGUUCCACAUUUAACCCUAACCGACUCAUUCUUCGUCUUCAUUUCUCGUAAUAAUUUUUGUCACAUUCGAUCUCACCGAUCUAUCUUCUCUAUCUCUAUUUCUCUUUCUUGUUAGGGUUAUUGCAUCUCGUUUAAUUGCUCCGAAUUAGGGUUUUCUUUCGGAUUUGGUUCGUGUCGUCUGAUUUCAAUUUGAGGAAUAGGGUUUCGGGGUUUUGCUUCCGCGAUGCCGCGUAGUUCGAAGCACAAAUCCAGCAAGCACAGUUCGAGAGACUAUUCAGACUCCGAGAGGGAUUCCGGCGCCAAAGAUCGGAGGAACAAGGAGGAGAGUUCCGUGAAGGCGUUGAAGGAUUCGAGUUCUGCUGAGAAGCGGAGAUUGGAUUCAAAGGACGUGCACGGGAACGGUGAGUAUUCCGAUGAAUACGGUUCGUCAUCGAAGCGGCGCAAGGAGGGCGGAGACAGGUGGAAUGGCGGCGAGGAAGGGUCGAAGAAAUCGAAGGUCAUUGGGGAUUCGAAGAGUAGUAAGAGGAGGGAUGGGAGCGUUGGAGUGUACGGUGAGGGUGAGGAGGUGAAGAGGAGUAGCGGGAAGCAUAGGGAUUCUUCGUCUUCUGGUCGGAAGGAGAACGUGGAGAAGGAAAAAGAGAAGGAGAAGGAAAAGGAAAGGAAGUUCAAAGAAGGAAGAAGCGAGGAAUCUGUCGAUGAACAAGAACAGCGCCCAUCCAAGCAAGUGUUUGAAAAUAAUGAAUCUAAAAAAGUAGACGAGUUGCGUAGCCUUGAACAAGAUGGCCAGCCUGAGAGGCGAAUGAGGAAGAAAAGGGAUGACUAUGGUGAUGGUGAUAAGCAACAAGAUGAUGUUGGAGAUGGUUAUGAUAGGCAUUUGUCUUCUAGGGAUGACAAUGCCAAGGAUGGGAAGAAGAAGGAUGAUAGGCGAAAAGAUGAGAAAUAUAGAGACAAAUAUAGGGAAGAAAUGGACAGGGAGAACAAACAUCGACAUGACAAACAGCGUGAUGAGCAUCCAGCAAAAGAUCAUACUGCCAUUAGGUCUGAUGAUAAACAUGUAAGGGAAGAAAAGAAUAAUUUAGAAUCACGGCAAAAGAGAAGUAAGCAUCCAGAGAGUGAUAGGGACCGUGACCGAGACCGUGAAUAUCGUGAUCGAGAUGGAGAACGAGAUCGUGAUUUUGAAUACGUUCGUGAUCGUGAGCGUCGCCAUGAACGUGAUCAUGAUUAUGAUUUUGACAGAGAUCAUGAUUAUGAUAGAGAUCGAGAUUGGGACUGGGAUCGUGAUCGAGAUUUUGAUCGUGAACGAGGCAGAGACCGUGAUCGUCAUCGUGAUCGUGAUGGGUCACAUGGGGAUGAUAGAAGUGCAAGAGGCAAAGAUAGUGGGACGAAAAAAAGAACUUUGGAUGAUCGCGAUGAUUACAAUGAUUCUAAAUCUAGAUCUGUUAAAAGCUACUAUCCUGAGACUGAGAAGAGGAGUUUGACCAGCAACAGGGUGGAUUCUGAUAUUGACAGGGGAAGAUCUCUACCUCGACAAGUUCAUGCAGAUUCAACUGGGACUAGCAGUAAACACAGAUCCUCUCCUGCGUCAAAUGCACAUAUUGGCAAAGAUGAAUAUAGAAAUGCAAAUGCUGAAGAUACAAAGUAUAGAGACUCAACUACAGAACAGAGAACCAAAGCCUCAAGAGAGGGUUACUCCGCGAUUUCAGAUAGAGGUCCUAGAUACAAACUAAUGGAGAAACCUAUUAAAGUAGACGAAUCUGUAGGAGACUUGGCAACUGAAAGGUCUUCUAGUGCUAAGGCUUCACCCAUGGGCCUGAUAGAAAGAUCUCCUUCAUCAACAAGCAUUGAACGCAGAUAUAUGAAUAAAAGUGUUGUUAAGCGGAAUCUUGAAAUUGAUGAAAGUGGAAGAAGGAACAAUACUGAUGCAAGAGAUGUCUCUUCUUCUGACGAUAGACUAGGCCGGGAGUCGAUUCAUGAGAAACCACUAUUGGACGAGCCUUCUCAAGCAGAUUCAUCUUUCUAUGGCAGAACUAAUCAGAACAAUCCAUCUGUAAUUCCUCCCCAAUCUGGUUUCAGGGCUGCACUAGACAGGCCUUAUAUGGGUUCUCUAGAGGAUGAUGUUAGAGAUAACUCUAAUACCCGAUACAGGAGAAGUAGUGAACCUGGCUUUGGGAGAGUGCAUGGUGGUAAUUCCUGGAGAGCAAUUCCAAACUGGCCUUCACCUGUACCAAAUGGAUUUGUUCCCUUCCCACCUGGGCCAGCUCAUGGAGGCUUUCAAACAAUGAUGCCACAGUUUUCAUCUCAACCUCUCUUUGGUGUUAGGCCUCCAAUGGAUGUUAACCAUGCUGGUAUUCCUUACCAUAUUGCUGACCCCGACAGGUUUCCAGGUCACUUGCGCCCACUUGGGUGGCCAAAUUUGAUGGAUGGUACCGGACCUGCUCAUAUGCAUGGAUGGGAUGGCAAUAAUGGGGUUUUCAGAGAUGAUCCUCAUAUGUAUGGUGGUUCUGAAUGGGAUAGAAACAGGCACCCAACAAAUAGUCAUGGAUGGGAAUCUGGUUCAGAGAGUUGGAAAGAACAGAAUUGUGAUUCAAAGAAAGACUUGCCUUCCCCAGCCUGCAAAGAUGAAUCAGCUCCUGCCCUAGUUGAGAAUGGUUUGCCUGAUCAGACGUCUCAGGAUGAAAACAACCACGCCGAAUCUCACGAGAAGUCUCCUGAAACAAAGGGUUCCAGUGUCAGUUCUCCAGGAAAAGUACCUUUGAACUCUUUGCCCACAACUGUUUUGGAAAAGCCUGUUACUUUUACACCCGAAGACAACACUUCUCUUUUUACCCGUUUCUACCUUUCCAAACUUGACAUUUCAACAGACUUAGUACUUCCAGAGUUGUAUGACCAGUGUGUAUGUGCUCUUAAUGUUGGCAAGAAAGCAUCCGAUGAUGUUGUUGCUAGUACAGAAUUAUCCUUGAAGAAUGGUUCGAGGGCACCACUGAAAUACGCCGCCACUUUAUCAAGACAUUCACCUUUUCCAGUAGUUGAUAAUUCUAUCUUCCAGAGAGCUAUUGAUCUUUACAAGAAGCAACGGGUGAAACUGCCUAAUAAGGGGGAUGUAGAUGUAUUUGCAGCAUCCAACCAUAUGCAAGUGGAUGAGUCAGUUCCUAUUCCCAGUUCAGAGAAAAGACAUGUUUCUGGCUCAGCUUCUGAUGCAACAAAAGAUGUGGUAACACAAGCUCUAUCUCCUGCAAAGGGGCAUCUGGAAAAGAUCAAUCAGACCUGCAGUCAAAUGGAGCAAGAUAAUGAUUCUACCCAUACUUUGAAGAUACCAUCUAGUCCAUCUCCUGAUCCUGAGAAUCAAGAAACAACUGUUGCAGAUUUGCCAAUGGAAGAUGACAAAGUCACUUCUGAUAUGCCGAGUUCAGGGGAUGCAGAGGACAAUCUCUCCAUUGUAACAAAAAGUGAAGCACUAUUGGCCCCCAAUUCACCUGAAGAGUGUGAUAACAUGAAUAUCGAUGCCACAGUUACGGGUUUUACCCAGCACGCAGAUGAAAAGCUGGGUUUUGGUGACACAAAUGGUAAUCCCUUAAUUUUUGAGGAUGGGUCUCCCAAAGCAUGUGAUGCUUUGAUGCCUGGUUCAAAUGAGUCUGAGUCACUUAUUUUAAGCCGGAUACAUCAUUCCCCUGAAAGUACACAUUGAGACAAUUUCUAUAUCUAUGCUUUUUAUCCAUCAGGUUUUUCAAUUUCUUCACCCCUUUUUGUUGCUUCAUUUUGAGCGAGGAAAUAAAAUGAAAUGGCAUCGUAUUUGCCUAGAAAUGCGCUUUUCAGAAUUUCCAUGCAUGUUUUUCCUAACCUUUCAUUCCUCCUAUUUUAGCAUAUGUUUGUGCAUGAGCAUGUCAUGGCAGUAAGUUUAUCUCGUCUAAGUUGCACUCCGUUCUGCACGAAUGGAAUAGGCUUCAUACCGCUUGUAAAUUCAGUUUAUUUAAAUCAAAACUUCAAAUAUAUUUAAA
This is a messenger RNA of Cicer arietinum (chickpea), 4145 nucleotides long. RefSeq lists its product as uncharacterized. NCBI's taxonomy places the organism in Eukaryota, Viridiplantae, Streptophyta, Magnoliopsida, Fabales, Fabaceae. The record is from RefSeq and is a predicted model, not a curated record.